Hyaloscypha bicolor E is the source of this 1002-nucleotide messenger RNA. RefSeq names its product PDT-domain-containing protein. The transcript is spliced from 3 exons. Bases 1 to 1002 code for a protein of 333 amino acids. The record is from RefSeq and is a predicted model, not a curated record. Gene Ontology annotation, cellular component: cytoplasm. Gene Ontology annotation, biological process: L-phenylalanine biosynthetic process. Lineage: Eukaryota; Fungi; Ascomycota; Leotiomycetes; Helotiales; Hyaloscyphaceae. Gene Ontology annotation, molecular function: chorismate mutase activity; prephenate dehydratase activity.
AUGGAUCCCCACAACAAGCCCAGUAACAGCGACGACACCCGUGCCCCAAUUGUCUCAUUUCUGGGCCCUGUUUCUUCAUAUACUCAUCAGGCGGCCCUCGGAUGCUUCGAAGCAGAUCGCUAUGACUACAAAGCAGAGAUUACUAUCCCAGAUGUCUUCGAAGCCGUCCAGUCCGGGGGAUCAGAAUUUGGCGUUGUUCCAUUCGAGAAUUCAACUAAUGGAGCUGUGGUCUUCACACUAGAACUCUUUGCAGAUCGCCAUCAUCGGUACCCAGAUAUCACUGUCUGCGGCGAAGCUUACCUCGAUGUCAGUCACUGCCUUCUUGGCAAGAAGGGUGUAAAGUCUAGUACCGACUCUCCUGCCCUGUCCGGCGCUUGCACUCCGACAAUGUCGAGUCCAGACCCUCUGAAGCCUAGGACAAGUCCUCUAUACAGCCUCAAUCACAUCAAGCGAAUCCUCAGCCAUCCGCAGGCAUUUGGGCAAUGCGAAACCUUCCUCGGCGCAUACUUGAAGGGAGUUGAGCGGAUCGACGUCAGUUCAACGAGCAGAGCUGCAGAGAUGGCGAAGGAAGACACGACUGGCACAAGCGCGGCAAUCGCAAGCAAGCUCGCAGCAAAUAUCCACGACCUUGAUACUCUUGCGCAGGAUAUCGAAGACCGGGAGGAUAAUACGACGAGAUUCUUCAUUCUUAGAAAGAGGACUGACGGUGCUGCCUGCAAAACCUCCAAAACCAAGACUCUCAUCACGUUCACUAUUGAUCAUCGAACCCCAGGCGCUCUUGCAUCUGUGCUUCAGUGCUUUCAAGCUAACUGCCUCAAUCUGACAAGCAUAAACAGCAGGCCGACCAGGGUUGUACCCUUCCAGUACAUUUUCUUUGUGGAGUUCGAGGGCAGCAAGCUGAACGAUCAGUCGGGCAGGGUAAACAAGGCAUUGAGCGCUUUGGGUGAAUAUGUACAGAAUUGGAGGUGGCUUGGAAGCUGGGAUGAUAGAUUGGGAGGAUAG